AUGGAGAGGGACGGCUGCAGCGGGAGCAACCGGGGAACCAAGGAGAGCCGCUCGGGGACUAGCAAGGAGCAGGGCUACGGGAAUACUGCCGGGGACCCGCAGGCAGCUGUGAACAUGCUAGCUCCUUUGGAUGUGGGGGACGAGCAGCAGCUGGAGAAAGGCGCGCGGGCGCACAAAGCCAAGGAUCCCAACACCUACAAAGUACUCUCCCUGGUUCUGUCUGUCUGCAUGUUAACAACAAUCCUUGGAUGUAUAUUUGGAUUGAAACCAAGCUGUUCCAGAGAAGUCAAAAGCUGUAAGGGUCGCUGUUUCGAGAGGACAUUUGGGAAUUGUCGCUGCGAUGUUGCCUGUGUUGAACUUGGAAACUGCUGUCUAGAUUACCAUGAAACAUGUAUAGAACCAGAGCAUAUAUGGACUUGCAGCAAAUUCAGGUGUGGUGAGAAAAGAUUGCAAAAAAGUCAUUGUUCCUGUACAGAUGACUGCAAAGUCAAGGGUGACUGUUGUAUUAACUAUGACUCUGUUUGCCAAGGUGAGGAAAGUUGGGUAGAAGAAGAAUGUGAAAACAUUAUUGAGCCUCAGUGUCCAACAGGGUUUGAAAUCCCACCUACUAUUUUGUUUUCAUUGGAUGGCUUCAGGGCAGAAUAUUUGCACACUUGGGGUGGACUUCUUCCUGUUAUUAGGAAACUACAAAAUUGUGGAACAUACACAACAAAUUUGAGACCAGUAUAUCCCACAAAAACCUUUCCCAAUCACUACAGUCUUGUCACGGGUCUGUAUCCUGAAUCCCAUGGAAUCAUUGACAACAAAAUGUAUGACCCCAAAAUGAAUGCUUCCUUUGCACUUAAAAACAAAGAGAAAUUCAACCCAGAGUGGUAUAAAGGAGAACCUAUUUGGCUUACAACUAAGAAUCAAAAUCUUAAGUCUGGAACAUUUUUUUGGCCUGGAUCAGAUGUGGAAAUUAAUGGAAUUCUUCCAGAUAUCUAUCAAGUGUAUAAUGGUUCCAUCCCAUUUGAAGAAAGAGUUUUGGCUAUUCUUCAGUGGCUACAGCUUCCUAAAGAUGAAAGACCACACUUUUACACUCUGUAUUUAGAAGAACCAGAUUCUUCAGGGCAUUUAUUUGGACCUGUCAGCAGUCAAGUCAUUAAGGCUUUACAGAGGGUCGACAACAUUGUUGGCAUGUUGAUGGAUGGUCUUAAAACAAUGAACUUACACAGAUGUAUAAACCUUAUUCUCGUGUCAGAUCAUGGAAUGGAACAGGGUAGCUGUAAAAAAUAUGUCUACCUGAACAAGUAUUUGGGGGAUGUUAAAAACGUCAAAGUAUUUUAUGGCCCUGCAGCUCGAUUCAGAAUUUUUGAUGCUUCAGAUAAUCAUCAGACUCUUAAUUAUGAAGACAUUGCCCGAAAUCUUUCUUGCAGGGAACCAGAUCAGCACUUCAAACCUUAUCUGAAGGAAUUUUUACCCAAGCGUUUACAUUUUGCGAAGAAUGAUAGAAUUGAACCCUUACUAUUCUACUUAGAUCCUCAGUGGCAACUUGCACUGAAUCCAACAGAGAGAAAACAUUGUGGAUCUGGAUUCCAUGGCUCAGAUAAUACAUUCUCAAAUAUGCAAGCCUUCUUCAUUGCCUAUGGACCCGCAUUUAAGCAUAAUACUAAAGUUGAACCCUUUGAAAACAUUGAAGUUUAUAACUUAAUAUGUGAUUUACUGAAUUUGAAACCAGCUCCAAAUAAUGGAACACAUGGAAGUCUUAACCAUCUUCUGAAGGAACCUGUUCACAUACCAGAGCAUCCCAAAGAAGUGAGCCAUCCAGCAAAAUGCCCUUUUACAAAGAAAACAAGAGACAACCUCGGUUGUUCUUGUGACUCGGUUUCAUCCAUAGUGGAUUUUCAAUCAGAGUUAAAUAUGACCACAGAAGAAGAAAAGGUGAUCAAGCGUAAUAUCCUGCCCUAUGGAAGGCCUAGGGUACUCCAAAAGAACAGCACUUUUUGUCUUCUUUAUCAACACCAGUUCAUAAAUGCAUACAGCCGUGACAUCACGAUGCCGCUGUGGAGUUCCUAUACUGUUGACAAAAAUGAUAGUUUCUCUGCAGAAGACUUUUCAAACUGCUUCUACCAGGACCAUCGAAUACCUCCAAGUCCCAUCCGGAAGUGUUCAUUUUAUAAAAAUAAUCCAAAGCUAAGUUAUGGAUUCCUCUACCCUCCACAACUUACUAAAGGCUCCAAUAACAGACAUCAUGAAGCCCUGAUUACUAGUAACAUAAUACCAAUGUACCAGAGUUUUCAAGUCAUAUGGAAUUAUUUCCAUAAUAUCCUACUCCCAAGAUAUGCUGGAGAAAGGAAUGGAGUCAAUGUAGUCAGUGGCCCUGUGUUUGACUCAGAUUACAAUGGAUUGUAUGAUACUCCAGAGAUCCGAAAACAAAACAGCAAACGCAUCAAUAAUCAAGAAGUCCUGAUACCCACUCAUUACUUCAUUGUACUAACAAGUUGCAAAAAUAAAACCCAGACUCCCUGGAGGUGUGAGAAUUCUUUAGAGACUCUAGCAUUCAUUGUCCCUCACAGGACAGACAACAGUGAAAGUUGUACUCAUGGGAAGCAGGAAUCCUCAUGGGUGGAAGAGCUGCUGAAGCUUCAUAGAGCCCGGGUCACUGAUGUUGAAAUCAUCACGGGACUAAGCUUCUAUCAAGACAGAAAGGAGUCUGUCUCAGACAUUUUGAGGUUGAAAACAUAUUUGCCAACAUUUGAUCAAGAAGAUUGAUCUUAUUUUUUUGCCUGUUAUCUUUCUCUUUGAGAGAACUUUACAUUUAACAGAAAAGAAAAAAUAAGUUUUCUAUAGUAUUCUAUUCCCAGUGUCUUACAUUAGCAUGUUGAUUGGAAACACUCGGCCAAAAGCAGAAUUGGGAAUUAUCCAUGUGACAUUCAUAUCUCAGGGAAACUUGUUGGACUAAGGGUAGCAUUAGGAGGGAGGUCCUAAUGUCUUAGACAAAUAUGAAUAUGUAAGAAUGGUAUGCGUUGUUUGAGCCCUGGGGAUAAAACCAAAGGACAUGAAAACUUUUUUCCCCGUUCCCUUUAUCCUGGGAGGAGAAGAGCAAGUAAAUUAAAAAAUCUUCUGGCAGUUUUAUUUCUAUUUUUUGAUGAUUAAUGUAUUCCCAUAAAGUCUGUGUAAAGGAGUCUAAAGAGGGAUUCUUUGACAUUCCACAUUGCAUUAGCAUUUUAACUAGGUGGCUUUUUUAUCUUUUUAUUGAUUAAAAUAAAUGGGAGCAAAAAGAAAGUCACUCAUGCAUUUCCUACAAAAAUGGAAACACAUGUCUGAUCAGUCAACUUAUUAGAGUGGAGAGAGGGUGGAUCUUCGAGUCCUUAAUCCAGAAAAAAGACUAAAGUUCUGGUCACAUAUCUUAGCUGUGUGACCAUGACUAAGUCACUUUGUAGUGCACUGGGCAACUCUCUAAGACUGAAUUACAGACAAAAUGCCAAUGUGCAUUGGAGGAAGAAAUUUUUCCACCAGGAGUUCCCUACACUUGUGAAAUCACAUGAAUCCCUGCCAACCUCAAUAAAUAAAUCCUAUGUGGUCCUUCUUCAGUUUGAAUGAAGUUAUUUGUGGGAAGACCUACAAUUGAACUGUACCUAUUUAUUGUGAAAGUUUAUUGUGGAGAUAAUUAACUCUAUUUUGAUUUAUUCAAAGAGGAGCCCGGUUAUAGUUCAGUACUAUUGAACUAGACAUUGGGUGGGAAAAUCCUUCUGUGUUCUAAAAGUGAUUAUUUUAAACUGUAAUGUGAACCAGCAUUAUUAGGGUGCAUCAGAUUUCACUGAAACAUUCAUAGAAGUCCCCAGCAAAGGCAAUAAGGUUUGUGUAUUUAACUUAUUCUAGCCAUAUCAGGUCAGGGAAAGUAAUCAUAAACCUUAAUGGUUGGAAAUGUACUUGUGUAGCUUCUAAGAGUUCAGUUGGCUUAUUAUAGCUACUGAAUCAGCAUUUUUUUUGUAUAUAACAUUGGCACUACUGUCUCUAGCAUUUGUGGAGGUGAUGGUUGUGCCAAUAAAUGGUGAUGGGUCUGGAGAUAUUGUAUCCCCAUCCCUCUUAAUCUCCCUUUGGAAUAAGAGAGAAUAUAAUGAGCAUGAUUUUCUCAGGACCUAAGCUCUAUUCUCUGGUCCCAAAUUAGGAACCUUUGGAGGCUGUACUACCUUUUUGGACACUAGCAUACUAUUUAAUUGCUUCUGAAGUCCACCAUAUAUUUUUACUUCCUCAUUCUUUGAAGUGGUCUAUUACCAGAUGGCCACAAAGAAUGCAUGUGACUCUCAAAGGUACUGAAUUUGCAACUUGACAAUAGCUUAGUUACUUGGAGAAUAUAGCUCAUUUACUUUUAUUUAUUCUUUAAAAGAACAGAGAAACACAUGUAUGACUUCACUCAACUAUUGUGAAGUCUAUUAGAAAAGCUUAGCUAAGUGUAUAAGUCUUAUCUUUAUGCUAUAGUAUCAUUGGGAUGCCAGGAUGGCUUGUCCCUCAUACAUGUAGCUUAUCCUCACACUACCAUUUUCUUCUACUGGCAUUAUUCAUCAGUGUCAAAAAUAUCAAUUUGUUAUAAUGCAUCACUACUUUGUUUC
This is a messenger RNA of Gracilinanus agilis (Agile Gracile Mouse Opossum), 4592 nucleotides long. RefSeq names its product ectonucleotide pyrophosphatase/phosphodiesterase 1 (gene ENPP1). The coding region runs from base 1 to 2751 and encodes 916 amino acids. Gene Ontology annotation, molecular function: metal ion binding; scavenger receptor activity; polysaccharide binding. The transcript is spliced from 25 exons. The record is from RefSeq and is a predicted model, not a curated record. Gene Ontology annotation, biological process: nucleoside triphosphate catabolic process; ATP metabolic process; regulation of bone mineralization. Gene Ontology annotation, cellular component: cell surface. NCBI's taxonomy places the organism in Eukaryota, Metazoa, Chordata, Mammalia, Didelphimorphia, Didelphidae.